This is a messenger RNA of Cladocopium goreaui, 882 nucleotides long. Lineage: Eukaryota; Dinophyceae; Suessiales; Symbiodiniaceae. The record is from the annotation of a GenBank genome assembly.
AUGUCGUGGGGGCCCAGCAGGACAUCUGGAGAAUCUUCCUCACCUCCUAAGCCUCAGCGUUCAGUUUCGCCUUUGCAGCGGAGUGAAGUUGCUGGCCGUGUGGCGAAAACAGCUGCAGUGGUCAAUGCAAUGAAGCGCUCGGUUUCGCCUUUGUCGCGUGCGACGAGCUCGGCACAAGCCAUUGGCCGUGCAGUGAAAGCGGCUGCAGCAGCAAAUGCCAUUGCACGCUCAGCUUCUCCAAGAUCUGCGUUAGUCGGUGACUGGACCGAUCCCAAGAAGCUCAAGGAGAUAGCGAAAGAUUUGCAACGGCAGCUGCAACGCAAGGAGUCCGAUGCUUUGCGCCUGAAUGACAGGGUCCAGAAACUUGUUGCUUUGAGGGACGAACAGUUGAUCGAAAGUCAAGCUGAACGGAAGCGCCUGCACUAUGCCCUCGAGCAGGAAGAAGUGGAGGUACAACGGUUGAAAGGGAAAAGCUCUGAACUCGAAGCUUUAGCUGCUGAAAUGGCUGCCCGACGGGUCGAUCAGCAGGAGCUACAGAUGCGAAUGCACUGCAAGGACUGCGCCGAAGAACGGCGGCAGAAAGCCGAGCUCAUGGCCGACUGUCAGAGGUUACGCACUGAGGUCAUGGAGUUUGACGCAAUGAAGAUCCAAAUGCAACGCCUGCGGUCAAAUCAGGACCGCAUGAGGGACCAGCUGGUGGAUGACAUGAGAGCCUUAAUUGCACAUCAUAGUGAAUCAAGCCCUGUGAACCUCGUGAACGCUGCAGAGACAUCACCAAGAGAGGCGUCAGCAAGACCUGCAUACAGGGCACCACCAUCUGUCUAUGCUGCCGAUGUAUUGCCCGAUGAUUUCGGCGUUGCACGGGUAAAAUGGGCGCGGUGA